Ostertagia ostertagi is the source of this 327-nucleotide messenger RNA. The record is from the annotation of a GenBank genome assembly. NCBI's taxonomy places the organism in Eukaryota, Metazoa, Nematoda, Chromadorea, Rhabditida, Trichostrongylidae.
AUGGGGUACUUCGAACGCCCGAGAGACUUUUGGCCAGACCAUUUCGAUGUUGACAGUUGUUCCAGUCGCAGUGCCUAUGCUUUCAUCCCAUGGUCAGCAGGUCCAAGGAAUUGUAUCGGUCAGAGAUUUGCUGUGAUGGAAGAAAAGGUGCUUCUGGCGCGUCUCGUACGACAGUUCCGUUUCCGUGCCACGAUGACUUUCAAGGAGAAUCGCGGAUUGCCGGAAAUGAUCCUUAGGCCUAGCAACGGCAUCCCUCUUAUCAUUGAAAAACGGACCGAAGUAAACCAAGUACAUAGCAGUGAGCCUUCUGUGAGCCCUCGUCAAUAG